Molecule: messenger RNA, 2400 nt
Organism: Blumeria graminis f. sp. triticale
Lineage: Eukaryota; Fungi; Ascomycota; Leotiomycetes; Helotiales; Erysiphaceae
Source: the annotation of a GenBank genome assembly
AUGUCGGAAUCCAUUAAAACUUAUCUUAGAUCACCUAUCACUCCAAAUAAGUCCUUUGAAUUUGAAUCAGCUUCUACUCCCGCUUCUCCGAGGACGAAAGUAGAGUUAGAGAGAAUUCCAAUGGUUACAUCGCCGAGGCUUACGCAUGCACGUCUCUCUCAGAAAAAUUCUGUAUAUCACUCGAACCAAAACUCUUACUUCAAUUUAUACCAAACAAACUCGAUACCUCAAAGUUCAGCAGCCCUUGAAACACUAGCCCCGAGUCGAUCCUGCAACGGAACACCAGCUUCAACAGUGUCCUCGACAGGGACAAUUCCUAGCAUCCAGAAUUCAGUCACCGCAGGUAUGCACGCCCAAAAGAGAGCAUAUCGGCAGAGAAGGAAAGACCCUAGCUGUGAUGCAUGUCGAGAGCGUAAAGUAAAAUGCGAUGCCACAGAAACUGUCAGCUGCUCGGAGUGUCUCAGCCGAAAUGUCAAAUGCCAGUUUACCAAGGAGACAAAUAGACGUAUGUCAUCCAUUAAACAAGUUCAGGAUUUAGAAAGACAGGUCGCUCUAAUGAAACGAGAAAAUUUCCAACUGCGAUCAAUGCUUAACGUACGUGAUGAAAAAGUUAGUAUGAGUGGCGAAAUAUCCCAAAUAAAUCUUCCUGUGAUAGGAUCUCAUCCCAGGAGAAGAUUAAAGCCUCCAUCUCUACAGGAACUUUCGCGAGCCCGAAAUAACAUGAGUAAUUAUGGAAAGGGUAUUUUUAAACCGCCACCACCAUACCGAAUAUCAGGAAAACAAAUACAUAUUACACCUUCACGAUUAGAUCUACCUUCAAAACAUCUUUCCGAACAUCUUUUGCAAUCUUAUUUUGAAUCUGUACACUUAGUAAUGCCUAUUCUGCACCGCCCGACAUUUGAACAAGAAUUUGAGAAUUUGUAUAAAUCUGCAGGCAUUUCUAGCAUGACGCCAGCAUGGAUAUCACUUUUUUACACAGUUCUAGCAGUUGGCAUAUUAUACUCCACUGAAAAUCCUGUUCAGCACAUGCAGAAAGGUCGAGAGUAUCUUGAGAUAUCACGAAUGUUAAAUGAUAGCUGGAAUGAUGACUUCACUCUUAACCAUGUCCGGACUGCAAUACUUACCAGUAUGUUUCUUAUGGAGGUUAAUAAGAGAUCUGCAGCUUGGGUAUGGUUAGCAUCAGCAGUUAGUAUCUCUCAAGAUAUUGGGCUAAAUUCAGAAGCUAGUUCAUGCUCGGAAAUUGAGGCAGAAAUGCGACGUAGAGUGUGGUGGGCAAUAUACGUCUGGGAUCGUCAUAUAUCAUUAGAGCUCGGACUUCCUCUCCUCAUCAAGGAUGAUGACUGCGAUAUCAGUCUUCCAGCUAUCAUCAAUGAAUGUUAUACGGGGGAGGCUGGACCAACCCCAAUGAAUAAUUUUGGCUCAUCUCAAAUAAAUUUGAUUAUAUCAAUCAUUCAUAUCGUUCGAUCAUUUUCUCAACUAACGAAAGCACUAAAAUCACCUGUCAUCUCUGAAUCUACUUUGGAAAUAUUUGAUUCUCACUUUGCAGCUUGUAUGGCAGCAUUCCCACAAUCCCUUCAACUUCAAUCUCUAGAUCCUCUUGAUCCUAGAUCACUAAUUCCAGUCUGUCACCUAAUGAAUGCUCGAUUAAUAUUACAUCGACACAAUCUCAACAUUUCUUGUCCCCCAAAAACUAGAGCUAAUGCACUAGAACAAUGCAUACGCGCAUCUCUUGACUCAUCUUCUCUCAUAUCACGAGCCAUGACUUGGUCAAACUUAUCUCAUUCUUUUGGAUUAGCCGCACAUUCCAUGAUCUGUACUCAUAUAUGGCGCUGCACACUAUUUCUUUUAUUUGCAGGUCAUCUUGAUGCGGCACUAAUCUGCAUCAGAGCUUCGUCAAAUAUUGGAUCACUGAGAGACAUUAAUAUUUACUGCGGUCAUUACAUUACUUUUUUUUUAAGAAUUUUGAUUGAAAAGCGUCGGUCAAACAGCAUAAUAAUUGGUGGCGAUUAUCGUGACCGUCAUAUAUUAGACGAAGAACUAAUUGUAUAUGUUACUGGAGAUCUACAAACCAACUCUAAUAGUAGCUGGGUCUGGCAAAACGGAGAUAAAGAGAUCAAUAUCACAGAAAGAGAAGGGAGAGAUUUCUCUCAGUCCACUACGAUCAAGCAGGACGUGGAGGGUAUCAGUUGUAAUAUAUCAACCACACCCAAGAUUGAAUCCGGGGAAUGGGGCGGAUGGAAAAUGAUUGAACAUCUGGUUGGGGUACUUGCCCGUGAAUAUGAAGGGCAUAAUAAACCUACUAACCCACAUUUCUUUUCCGGAUCAAAUACUGAAAAUAUCACCUCAGCCCAAGACCGUCGAAAAGGUAGCGAAAGAAUGAGUAUAACGAACAUUAUCUGA